Cylicocyclus nassatus is the source of this 1690-nucleotide messenger RNA. The record is from the annotation of a GenBank genome assembly. NCBI's taxonomy places the organism in Eukaryota, Metazoa, Nematoda, Chromadorea, Rhabditida, Strongylidae.
AUGGGGACGCCAAAGUUUUCGUAUUUGCGGUCCCUACUCCGGUUGUCCGAUGUUUGUGAUCCAAUUAAGGUGAUGUGCGAGGAAGCCUGUUUCGUGAAGCCUGGUCCCGACUGGCUGCCAAGGCUCAUGGUGGUAGACGGUUGUAAUAUAGGAAGAAGUGCAUGCGGUGUUGGGAGAGAAGCUGUGAACUGUGCAGGACUUAUGGCAGUAAUACGGUGGCUUCUUGUCAGAGACUUUGACGUCGUCGCAUUCUUGCCCGUGGUUUAUAACAAUUCUCACAACUUCAACGCAGUGCACGUCCAUCUCUUGGGGAAGCUUGAAGAAUUAGGCUUGGUGACGUUUACACCAGCUCGAACUGGACGUGGCGAUCGGAAAGCUUUCAUCAACUACGAUGAUCUCUACGUCACUACCCUGGCUGCUCGUCAUGGUGGAUGCGUUUUGAGCGGUGACAAAUUCAAGGACAUACUCGCACAGUCUACUUAUAGUGAAUUUCAUCAUGUGAUUCUUCAUCGCACACUAGAUAUAAAAUUUCGUUUUCUUCCACACGAGAUCGUGCAUCAUGGAGCAGAUGUUUUCUACAAAGCUCUCCCUGAGCUUUUCAUUUAUGAGGAUGUGUCGAUAAGGGCAAAGCUUAUUGCUCAAAAAAUCUUUGCUAGUCCCGAGGAUCCAGAAUAUUCAAAAGUAUUGCUACGACGGGAAUCGUGGAAUGAAGAGCGUAAAAAUGAGAGAAUAGGUGCUAUUGACGAUAUGCUUGCUGAGUUAUGCGAAAGAAACGCGAUCCGUCCACUUGCAUUGGAAAAUCUCCCUGGUUAUCAGUUGCAAAUGGAACCUCUCGAGGAACUCGGUGACGGAUUGGGUAACCUUUUCGAGGAAGAACACCCGUUUAGUGUCAGCAUAUCAAACCAUGGCAACCUGACGACGGAUGAACUUUGGAUAAAUUCAUCGACCUCCUCUUCGAAUUCUGAUACGAGUGACGAACCUCUCAUUGAUUUCUCUCAAUGUACAUCCCAACUCCUUGACUUGCCUCUUAUCUGUUGUGAAGACUUGGUAUCGCCGCUACACGCAAUUAACGAAACUUCUGACCAAACGCAGCUGCAGCUAACAAGCUCCGAUUAUGAGACGGCGAUGAACCAUGAGACCAGCGAGUGUCACAAGAAAUCUGAGAAAAAAGAAUUGCUGAACGCUUACAGCCAGGAGGACGUUUUACAAGAAAUUGUAGCACAUAUCGAUACUCUUAUCACAACAAGAGAUAAGAUGUCGAAAAGGGAAAGGAGCACGGAAGUGCACACUAACCUCGAGGAGUUUUCUUCGUUUCGUGACUACUGCGAAAGGAAAGCGAUGAAGAUCAGUCACAUGGAAGCCCCCUCAAAUACCAAGAACCCUGUCAAAUCAAUAGAAGGGAUUGAUGGAGAAAGCGGCGCCUCAGAGUGCGAUAGAAUGUCGAGUGCAUCAACAGAAGAAGAAAUUAGCUACAACAACAGCCACAGUAAUGAAGACACCAGAAGCAGUUGCCAGCACGUCACGGAGGAGUCGGAGAUUGAGUCGACCUUAUCUGCGAUCUUUCCUGCCGACAUUGUGCAACAAGUUCUCACUUUGAAUGCUAGCCGAAAUGUUGCUUUUUUGGCUAAUCAGUGUGCUGAACUUUGUUCUUAAACAUCUGAUUACUGGUGGUUGUUGAAUAAAUUAAGAG